UCAUUCAGCCCACAGGCUGCAUAAAAAAAAAAUGAACAUAGCAUAUACACCCAACAAGGACCAGCGACGUAUUGGUGCAUCACAGGACUUUGAGUGGUUAUACCAGGAUGAUGUCUGCAGAAUUGCUUUUACAAGCAGCGGGGGAAGAUGCCCCCUUCCCCCGCUGCCUUCCACGGCCUUCUCGAGCAGUCCCAUGCCAUUGGAGAAACCUAAGAAUGCAGUCAAUGUUUCUGCCAGCUAACCAUAGAGCUGAUUGGAGACUAGAAUGGUGCCAAUCAUUUCUAUAGGCUAACCAAUUGGAAGCUACGAGCAU
Molecule: messenger RNA, 313 nt
Organism: Staurois parvus
Lineage: Eukaryota; Metazoa; Chordata; Amphibia; Anura; Ranidae
Source: the annotation of a GenBank genome assembly